Sabethes cyaneus is the source of this 8813-nucleotide messenger RNA. It is a transcript of the gene Oatp30B, whose product is annotated as solute carrier organic anion transporter family member 5A1. The transcript is spliced from 15 exons. The record is from RefSeq and is a predicted model, not a curated record. Gene Ontology annotation, biological process: transmembrane transport; sodium-independent organic anion transport. Gene Ontology annotation, molecular function: protein binding. The coding region runs from base 1043 to 4741 and encodes 1232 amino acids. Gene Ontology annotation, cellular component: membrane. NCBI's taxonomy places the organism in Eukaryota, Metazoa, Arthropoda, Insecta, Diptera, Culicidae.
AAAGUGCUGCUAAAUCCGGUCCUACAUUCGGCCAGUGGCCAGGUGCAAUUAAUUGUCUUGUGUGUUUUACUACAGAAAAAAUGACUUAUCUUUUAUUAUCGUUGAUUUUGUUGGUAUAAAUACGUUUCGUAAAGAUGAAUGUCGCCAAUUCAGUGAAACAAUCCGAAUCUAGUGAGAAGAAAUAAUAAUGUAAUUGGUACGCUGGUGCAAUUGGUUGGUCGCUGCUUGUGAAACCCUACGACAUCGACGGCGACGACGAUGCUGAUGAUGAUGAAGGCGACGGUGAGUGGAUAAAAGCGUGCUGUACUCGAUGGUUUGGUAGUAUAUACUCUAUAGUUAUACAUAGUGCGCCGCCAAUCGUAAUAAUCGCAAUACGUCACGAUCUAUUGGAGUCUAGGAGCUUAAUUGGAAGUGUCUUGUGCUGGGGCUGCAGUGGAUGCUGGCGGGCCAACCAACAACAGCGAUGAUUGCUGAUGAUGAUUAUAAUGGAGCAGAAAUAGAGUGAAAACACAGAAGGUGGAACACAGAGAAGUGAGUCGCGGUUUUGGAAGCUUUCAGGGGCUCUGAAUUUUGCCUCAUGGUACAGUGUGUUGAAAGAACAAAAAAGUUAAUAAAUAGAUGAGAAAAUGUGUUGAAAGAGAAGUUGGUACGAAGAAUUGUGGUCAAAAGUAAAGCGAAGAGAAUAAUUACUGGUGAAGUGGAAAAGUGCAACAAUCGAGUAAAUAGCUUUGGGGUUUGAUCAAAGCUAGUGGAAUAGGGAUUGAAGAUUGGGAGUUCAUCGAGUUUUCUAUCUUCGAACCAAAUAGUUUCCAGCAAACCGCAACAAAUACGAAGCCUCCCCGUUGCUUAAGGAUGCCGAAAUUGGGUGGCUGGAUAGACAACGCGAAAAAGCAUAACAGUUUCGUCGAUAGCUGUUGUACGGUCGCAUGUGGCAAAUAGUGCUAUACGGUGUCAACCAGCGGCCACGGUAGAACUGUACAGCACUGCUCGCUGCUAGAGCUCGUUGUCAGUGUGCAGACGUUGUUUUUGCCGCCCGGUGAAGAUGACAUCCACACACUCUACAUCCAACGACGGCGGAACGUCGAACAGUAAUGCUCAUCGGAAACACAGGCGGAUGGAUUCAUACGCGCUGACCGGUCUGUACUCGGAAGCCUACACCGAUGAAAGCAGUGCGGACAUUCCCCAGGACACCGAAUCGGAAUCGUUGCCAGUAUCGGUCAACACUGCCACCAUGGAAUCGGUCGUCAAGUGCCACAGUCGUCAGCCCUCGAACAGUGUCAUGAUGACGGAGCGCGAAAAACCGCUGCCGAAUGUAUUGCUAGUGAGUGAGGAUUACUCGCGGGACUGCGGUAUUCUGACGUGCCGACCUUCCGCGUUGCAAAAGUUCGCUAGAAUCAAAGUGUUCGUGUUGUUGCUGUCGAUCCUGGUGACUUUACAGCAAGCACUUAGCUCCGGAUAUAUCAAUUCGGUGAUCACCACUAUAGAGAAACGUUUCGAAAUUCCUUCAAGCCUGUCCGGUUUAGUGGCGUCCAGCUAUGAGAUCGGCAACGUAAUUACUGUUAUCUUUGUUAGUUAUUUGGGUAGUCGGCGGCACAUUCCGGUGUGGAUUGGAAUUGGUGCCGUCAUUAUGGGAAUUGGGUCCUUAGUGUUUAUGAUUCCUCACUUCACCGGCGAGCCUAAUCCCGGGGUUAUGCUUGACAAUAAAACUGCUGACAACAUUUGCAGAUUGGUGUCCGUUCGAGAGCAGGACAUGGGUCUUGGUCGAUUGUCCAACAGUCUUUCCAAUCCGCCACUGACGACGCAUAACCUCCGAGGUGACAACUGUCUCAAGAGCAAAGCGUCAACCUUUGGGCCGGUGAUACUGUUCGUGAUUGCACAAAUUUUGCUCGGCGGGGGUGGUAGUCCGUUGUUCACACUGGGCACCACCUACGUUGAUGACCACGUGCGCAAGGAAAGUUCAUCGAUGUAUAUCGGUGCAAUGUAUAGUAUGGCUGCCUUUGGGCCUGUUUUAGGUUUCCUGCUCGGAGCGUACUUAUUGUCGUUUCACAUGGACUCGUUUUCUGGCAGUGAUAUCAAUAUAGAUCCAGACGAUCGCCGAUGGGUAGGAAUGUGGUGGGGUGGUUUCCUCGUGUGUGGCAUUCUGUUAAUACUGGUAGCCAUUCCAUUUUUCUCCUUUCCGAAGGUUCUUACUAGAGAAAAGAAGAAAAUUCGUGAGGCCGAGCAAAACUUGUCUCAGUUGCAGCAAUUAUCGGCAAACAAUUCCAGUAGUUUAUCUCGGCCACAGCAAAACCAGCCGCAAAUGCAGCAACAGCAACUGCCGCAAAGCCAGCAGCAGCCUGGCAGCGCAACAGGUGGUGGUGGUGGCGGCGGCGGCCAAAUCGGAUCCAACAAAUCGAAUGAGGAUACCGGAUAUGGAAAGGAUAUUAAAGAUAUUCCUCUUUCGAUGUGGCGUCUGGUGUCCAAUCCAGUCUAUAUAGUAACCUGUCUGGGAGCAUGCAUGGAGCUGAUGAUUGUUUCCGGCUUCGUGGUCUUUCUGCCCAAAUACCUGGAAACACAGUUUAGUCUGGGCAAAAGCCAAGCUAGUGUCUUCACCGGUUCGAUUGCGGUUCCGGGCGCUUGCAUUGGCAUCUUCAUCGGUGGCUGCAUUUUGAAACGAUUUCAGCUCAAACCGAAGGGUGCGGUUCAGUUUGUGCUGGUUUCCAACCUGGUCUGUCUUUCCUGCUACGGGUUGCUGUUCUUUCUGGGCUGCGAAAAUCUAAAAAUGGCUGGCACCACCAUUCCGUACUACAACAGCUCUCCGGCGCACAACGUUGAACCGUUCCAGGUGAAUUUGACCGCAGCAUGUAAUUUCGGCUGCGAAUGUCAUAUGUUUGAUGUGGAACCGGUCUGCGGAAACAACGGGCUAACCUAUUUCAGUCCGUGCCACGCAGGUUGUACGGCAUUUUCGUCCAGCUCUAACUACACCAACUGUGCAUGCGUCCAAACGAACGUAACCCGAGUGUACACCGGCGCCGAGGGAGCCCAAGCGCAGGCUCUCAACGCACACGAAAACUUUGCGGAAGUAACCGUAAUUCCUGUAGCCACAGCCGGCGUGUGCAACAAACCCUGCCGGACGAUCUAUCCCUUUCUGAUACUGUUGUUCUUUAUGACAUUCGUUGUCGCUUCCACGCAGAUGCCUCUGUUGAUGAUAGUUUUAAGAUCCGUUUCGGAGGAGGAACGCUCGUUUGCACUUGGUAUGCAAUUUGUGAUAUUCCGACUGUUCGGCUACAUUCCGGCACCGAUCGUGUUUGGGAAUCUCAUUGAUUCUUCCUGUUUGCUGUGGAAAUCAACCUGUGGCGAGAAGGGCGGUCGCUGUUUGAUAUAUGACAUCGAGAAAUUCCGAUAUAAAUAUGUGGGCCUUUGCGCGAGCAUUAAAAUUAUUGCCCUUUUCAUUUUUAUUACCGACUGGUGGUUGGUGAGACGGAGAAAAAAUCUGGACAAAAUGAACCCUCUGUCGGCGAAUGAGCUGGUUGGAUCGAUUAUUAGUUUGGAUAAAUUAUUCGAAGAGAAGGCCAACAGUGACAGUCAAGCAAUUCCUUUCAACGGAGAAUGCAUUUCGGGUGAUUCAAUUGGAGACAAUAACAGCAAACGGACGCUAAUAGCCAGUCGACAUUUGCGAAAUGAUUCAAAAUCGAUUCAGUUAGAGUACAGGUACGACGAAGCACCAGCCCAGCACUACCAUAGGCCCCGUAAACACAUCCGCAGUAACUCCUGUGAUAUCAAAAUCCAACGUUCGAAUUCGGCCACUCACCGGGAGACUGAUGUACAUGACUGGAAACUGAAACGUUUCAUGCGCCAUCACACUCGAAAUAAUUCACGUGAUUUAGAUCAAGAUCAUGCCGCAUGCAUGCAGAAAGAGCCAGGAACACAAAUGGGUCGUUGGAUUAGUCCUCGUAACAAAAAUACCGAUCAGUCCGCGCCGCCGAAUAUAAAGUACAUCCAGAAUCAUUUGAAGAACAAUAAUGUAGACAGUCAGAGUAAGUUGAACUACAGCAACAGUUGCAGCGGGAGUCAAGGUGGGUACUGCCCAGGUCCGAAAAAGAAGCGUCACACGAGAAACUAUUCCUACGGUCAGGAGUUCUCUUUCCUGCCAAAUACUGUCAUCAUCCGGUUGGAUAACGAUAUUGCUAACAAGUUCCUGGGGAACAAUGGCGGCGCAAGCACUUCUCGAAAAAGUUCAUUCUCUCACGAUGUCAUAAAAAAUAUGAACAAACUAAACAAUUGUGCGAACAACAAGGAUAUGAACGAUCUGAAUGAGGAGCUGGAAUCCAAGUACGCAAAAGGAUCGUCUCAUGCAACCUAUGGACACUCGAGGAACAACUCGAAAGAUUUGAAUCUCCUAAAUGUGCAACACUCGGGUGACGGGAUUCUUGGCGGUAUCAAAGCAUUGAUCGAAGAUUCCAAUAGUAUCUUGCGACACAGACGGGCUAACUCAAAAGAUCUAAAAUACAGUGGCUACCAGCCGUGUGAAGCCGCUAGUACUAGCGUCGGGACAAGUGUGAGAAAAAUGUCCAACGGUGACGGUCAUCAGCCGCAUCACCAUCACCACUUGUCCGGAUGCCCUCCGGUGAUUGGUAAUAGUGGCCAAACGGAAUCUCUUCAACUAUUGCUAGAUAAACCGAAUCUCCUAGAAGCACAUGGUGGCGUUGGUAGCAGCUCUUCUGGCAACCCUGGUAAUGGUUCAACGUCGACUGAUGUCUAGCCAGAGGCGGUUACCGUGUGCUCGGUUUGGUGGUCGAUCUUAGUAAGGAUGCCAUACACUUUCCGUGUUUCCUGUAGACUGUUUUCCCUGCCAUUAUGUUUUAAUGGGCCGUUUCCUGCUUAUGUAAAGUGCGUUCAGAGUAUCAGUCACUUUUAUUUGAUGGUUUACUGUAGCCCCUCCGUAUUUCUUUGUCCUUAACUUACUCAAACAGCACAUGCUUCGAAUGGUUUCAGUAAUAUAGGAAGUAUGUGCCAUAUGGGUAGAGUACGGGCUCGCGAGGAAAUACAAGCCCACACCUAAAACGAAAGGGUUGCCAUAUUACCGCUCCCAAAAAUACCGGGUUUCAUCCUCCCGGCGUAAAUAGUAUAAUUUAGAACAGUGUAUAACGUAACUAAUGUUUUGUAAAACCCGAGACUGCAUUUGUUUAGCUAGAUAUAGAAGCUUAUUAUUUUACUUUAAGCAAAACAUUGGAAUGAAAAGUUUUGUUUGAUCGAAGCAUUGCGAAUUUUCACCACAUUUUUCUGAAUUUUAUUUAUGGGCUUAAUGUUAAAUUUUUUUUGGCUCGUUUUUACUUUUGAUUUUGAAAAUUUAAAUUCUCAUUUGCAUGGUCCUCGUGUGACAAACGAGAGUUUGUUUUGUGUUCAGCGAAAAAGUUAAAUAACGUCGCUCAAGCACAUGUCGGCGAUAUUUCACUGCCAUUGUCACCACUCCAAAUCCUCGCUUUAAAGUGUAGAAUAUUUAAGUUGUGAUUUCGAAAAUUGCGCCGAUUAAAAAUCCCUUCCAGAACUACUUGAGCUAUCGUUGUUCAACGCCUACGCUUUUGACGAGGUUAGUUAGGAAAAAGAAAAUUUACAAAGCUCGAAACUUAAUAAAACAGCGUCCGUUAAAUUAUUUAGCAAUUGAUCGUAGCAAAGAUGUCAUUUUUUGCUGUCAUAUAUGUUAUUUUUUCCAUUUUUUACGUGUGAGUUUAGUUUAAUUUUAAGCUUAACUGUGAAUUUUUUGAAUUCUGUUGCACAUUUUUUUCGCUGCUUUUAACUGCAAUUCACCUCUAUUAGGUUCAAACUUGUCAGGUUAGAUCUACGUCAUAUUUUUCACAAAACCAAAUUUGGUAAUCCAGAAUGCUUGUUAAUUGAUUAAAUCUUCUAUUAAAAAUCAAACUAUUUCUUUAUUUUCAUUAGUAAAAAGUACAAAAAACAGCUUUACACCCACUUUGUUUACCUUAUUUGUCGUAGCAUGCCAGUUGUUAUUAAACUGCUUCUCGCUCCCGACAGUUUUUUCACUCUUGAGGUUUCGCUGCAUAUUUAUCAAGAGGUGGCAGCUGUAGUGCGAUUGUAUUGGAAGGGUUCCUAUCCAUAGGCACCAUCUGAACGCUGUUGAUAGGAUAUCACCCCAGAAUCUUUGUUCUGCAAUGACAAAAUGCCAAAUCCGGCCGAAACAGCACGGAAGAAUCAUGUUGCUUUAGCAAAGGCAGCAGACGUUAAUUUACUGUGGUUCACGGUGUCGGUUGUAAUGAAAAUGACCCAAUCGAAAUAUUUCUUAUUGAACGUCGACAAUUUCAUAUGCUUGAAAGUAUCUGCCGCGGCGAGCAAAAUGUUGGUAGGUCGCUCUUACUUGGACGCCAUUUUGAUAACUGAAGAGCAAAGGUCAAAUCAAAUUAGAGGCAUUGCAUGCACACCCCUACAAAAUGCAGCGUGCUCAAAUUUUUUAAAUGCACUUUUGCACUUUAAAUGCACUUUUGCACUUUUCGUAAAGUUUAAUUCGACCAAAUUUUGAUCGUAACACACUUUAUGCUUAAGUUCGGUAUUUUUACGGUAGAUUUCGUCCAAACUAAUAAAACAACUUAGACCAAACAAUCUGGCCUCAGUGAUUCAAUCCAACUUGGUUCAAACAACAGUUUUCAUUCCAAACUUUCACAGUUAAUAAACGACCAUCAGUAAUUGUUCUUCUAAAAGUGAUAAAUACUCUGUUAGACGCAAAAAUCCUAACGAAAAACAGUAUCGUCGCACGAAACGGAUCCAAAAAUAAAGCAAAAAGCGGGAGCUAGUGAAGUAACAAACUAAUUACCUAAUGCAAUAUAGAGAACAAGACGUAACUAACAAGAACAAAACGUAAAAAAGAAUUGAAGUAAAAUACAACCUUCCAAAUAUUCCUAUGAAUGAAGAGAUAAUAGUAAUUUUUAGUGCAACCAUUACAUUUUAUAGUAGGAUACAGUUUAGUAAACUGCCAACAGUGCAGUGCGAGUAAAUAGUUAUAAAUCAAUUGUAGAUGAAUACAAAUGCCUAACUUAUUGAUAAUGCAAAAGCACUUGUUGCUUGCAGCAAGUAAAUUUAAAAAAAAUAUUGAAAUAAUGGAAACAGCAGAAUUUAACCAUUAAAUAAAGAAUGAAAUAUUUUUAUACAUUUACCUAUUAGAGCAAACAACAGAAAUGCAACAAAUUGUUAUACAUUUUAUGAUGCGAGAGAGAUAGUAAACUAUGAGUAAAUGCGGACAUUCACGAAGUACUUGUUUAGGUUUCCUUGUCCCGUAUUGCUUCCGAAGUCAUUUUUUACAGAUCCAGCGAAGUGAGAGUGGAGCGCAAAUAAACCCGCGAAAGUUUGCUAUCCUAAAUUUUGAAUGGAUGUAAAUUUUAGGUUAAUUUUAACAUGCUUCAAAUUUAGAAGAAAAAAAAAUCACUAAUAAAACCAAGGGAUUCUUUUUUUUGUUGCGAUUCACAGGUACGCGUCGAGUCAAUUCAGGUGUGCGCGUGAUUGCAAGAGCUGACGCGGGGCUUAUAAAUUUGAUUGAGUCCCGUAAUUCACUGUAAAGUUUAGAUAAGCAUCGACGAAUGAAUGGAACAGCAUCAAAAGCAAACAUAGAAAUCGACGGUGAACUAGGAGCUGUGAAACUACUCUAGGUAAAACGGUGUGCGAACGAAGUUAUAAAUGAAAAUCGCCUAAUAUGUAUUUUUGAGGUUGUUACUGAAUAUAGUAGAAAUGUAGUGCUAGGAUUGAAUGCUGGAAGAUUGUGCCGUGUUGUUGCGUAGCAGACAAUUCCUUUUCCUUAAUCUUAAUCCUGUAGUCAACUGAGCAGUAGACGUAGAUUCUAAGCGUGUUACUGAGUGAGAAUUCUAGCCAUGUAAAGACAGAAAUGUUUCCUUUUUCCGGUUUUUAGUGCAAUGGCGAACAUAGAUUGGCGCUAAGAAACAUCAACAGAGGAUUGGUGUGGUUUUAAAUUGAAUUUAGUGGUUAGGCUAUUGAGCAUGUUCUCUCCCGCAAUCCUCUACUCUACUGUCGGUAUAUGUCUGUUGUUAGUAGUACUAUUACGUGACUUGAUAAAUAAUGAAAAUUUGAACUUAGGUUUCUAACAAUAACACUCAAUCAUAGAAAAUCGAGUUGAUUUAUGUUUAUCAAAAAAAGUAGAAUUUGUCGCACUUUCACCAAAAUUUAAAUUUUCUCACAAUUAUAUAUAAUGUACUAAUUUGGCAACACUGUACUUUAAAAUUAUUACAAUAUUUUUAGAAACGAAACAAAUCAACGGGGCACGUCUACGAAGCAUGGUGAGAAAGCGUUACGGAAAAGUAAACAUAUCGUGUUAAACAGUAAACAAAGAAAGAAAAUUAUGCAAAACAAACACAUAAAGACCUAUUUUUAAUAGACACAAAACAAGGAAAGCAAAUGGUACAACUUGAAUCUACCAGAAAAGCAAUGUUUCCAAAAUCACGUACCGAUAAAAGCUCUAUAUUUUCUCUUCGAAAACUGUGGCAUCACAACUGUUGCUGUUCAAGUCGUUAAGAUGGGUGUACAAACUAUGUAUGUUUAGUUGUUUGAUAGAUGCACACGCAACAGAACACACACAUACAUACACUCAUACAAUCAAACAACAAGUAAAAAUCGCUGUCAAUUAGACUAUGAGCUGUUUUCAUGCUGUGUACUGACUUUAACAAUGUCAACGCGUAUAUGAAAUCACAAUAAUCCAACAACAGAACAUAGAAAGUUAUGAUUAUGUUUAUAACGGCAAUGAGAUAGAAAUGAUGGUGCGUUGCUUCUAGGAAUAAACUAAAUGAAACAAUAAAUAAAUUUAUAUAAAAAUACCG